UCUCUCUCUCUCUCUCUCUCUCUCUCUCUCAUCCGAAUUGGUGGCUUAAACUUGCAGCUCAAAUCGAUGGUUUUGUAGGGUUGGGAGUUUAGGGUUUACACGGAUAAUCUUCAUUGGAGAAAGAAUUGGGAGCACUGAACAGAGGCGAAGUGGUGUGUCUGUAACUGUGCAUAGAUAUAAAACAAAACAAUGCGGCUGUUUCCGAUGAAUUCGUCUAGAGAGCUUAGAAAUGGAGGAAGUGAUCAUGCUUUAUUGUGUCAAUAUCAACGUAUAGUCAAUCUCACCCCUGUCUGGUUAGGCUUCGGAAUCUUCCAUUCCGGUAUCGAAGUCUAUGACAUGGAAUACGCAUUUGGAGCACACGAGUACCCAACCAGUGGAGUCUUUGAAGUGGAGCCAAAAAGCUGCCCGGGAUUUAUCUUCAGGCGUUCAAUUCCAUUGGGAAGCACCAACAUGUCUCCUUCAGAAUUCCGGUCAUUCAUGGAACAUCUUUCUAACAAAUAUUAUGGUGACACAUAUCAUUUAAUUGCAAAAAACUGCAAUCAUUUCACAAAUGAAGUAUCAAUGCGACUCACUGGGAAACCAAUACCCGGUUGGGUCAACCGGUUGGCUAAACUCGGGUCUUUCUGCAACUGUUUAUUGCCUGAAAACAUUCAAGUUGCAGCUGUUAGACAUCUACCUGAUCAUGCAACAAUUUCUGAUGAAGAAUCAGAUUCGGGUGAUUCACCAUUAACAAUGGGGAGUGAAGAAGAUGAAGUGGAUGAUGAUCAUCGUCAUCAUCUUUUGACUGAAUCGAAUAGUGACGUGGCAUUUUUACAGGAGACACCUGUCAGACUAGCUAAAGAUCUUCUUUAAUUUUGAUUUUAAUACCUAUUUUGUUAUUUUUAUUCCUGAUAUUAAGUUGUAUUAUUUAUAAAGUGUAUAGAUUUUUUUUAAUAGGGUUCAUGGAGUUUGUUUGUUGUCUUAAUUCUUGAGUGUUUCUAUAUUUGUCUGCAACUGUAAGUCUGUAACUGUGUGUAUG
Molecule: messenger RNA, 1018 nt
Organism: Lactuca virosa
Lineage: Eukaryota; Viridiplantae; Streptophyta; Magnoliopsida; Asterales; Asteraceae
Source: the annotation of a GenBank genome assembly